AUGGGUGAUCACGAUUUGCGACGGUGCUCUGCUGAAGCCGUCCAGACUGGACACAGAUCCCAGCUCACCACUGCAGCCAAAGAGUGGAAGCACUGGCAUCAAACAUUCACCAACUUCAUAGAAGAAAGUGGAGAUGCUGCACCAGACAAGUUGAGGGCAUUAGUGAAUUGUGUGUCCCCGAGUGUGUAUGAACUCAUUGAAGACUGUAGUACUUUUGAGAGUGCAAUCGCCAAACUGGAGAGUGCUUAUGUCAAGUUGCCGAAUGAAGUUUUUGCUAGGCAUGUUUUCGCGACACGACGACAGCAGUCAGGAGAAUCCCUUGAUGAAUUUCUGAGGGAACUACAUAAGCUAAGCAAGGAUUGUAACUUCCAGGCAGUCACAGCUGAGCAAUAUCGGCAGGAGCUAGUACGUGAUGAAUUCAUCAAUGGUAUUGCCUCAGCAUUUAUUCGUCAGCGCCUACUAGAAAAUAAGUCACUGAACCUGGAGGCUGCACACAGUCAAGCUUGUACGUUGGAUCUUGCCCAGCGUAGUGCCGACGCGUAUACAUCUCCACCCAUUCCUCAUACUGCUGCUUUAGUUCCAGAGCGGCAGGCACAGCCCAGAGGUGACCAGCAGCAGCAGCCAACAAAGAAGAAGCAGAAAGAAGUUGACACCUGA
Molecule: messenger RNA, 657 nt
Organism: Macrobrachium nipponense
Lineage: Eukaryota; Metazoa; Arthropoda; Malacostraca; Decapoda; Palaemonidae
Exons: 2
Coding region: 1-657 (218 amino acids)
Source: RefSeq, a predicted model, not a curated record